AUGGCGCGAGCAACGCCGCGGCGGGCCACUCGAGACCAGGCCCGGGAGCGCGCUGCCGUGUCGUGGCCCACAACAACAUACAACGUCGCUGGCGGCCCUCGUCCACGGCGUUCGUUUUCGGCCUGUCCGGAGCAUACCAUCACCCCCUCCUCCCCACACCGUGCGCCGUUAUCAUCGUCGACUAGCCGGCUGACGACAUUCCGUACCGACGCCUCCGCACCGCGCUGUUCUCCUACUCCGACGCCACCCGAACGCAGCUGCAUCGUGCAUAGCAAUCUAUUCUUAUCUAUUUCACCACUGCCUGAAUCAACUAUAAAACUAAAUAAACUAAUGAAAAGUUCAACAUGGAUCACAAUAGUAUAUAUAUAUAUAUAUAUAUGUGAAGACAUUUCAGGUAUUGCAUGCCAUACAGCAUUACACACUUAUAUAAGGACCUACGCAAGAAUGCAAAAUUAUUAUCGUUUUAGAUAAUUGGCUAAAAGAUUAGACAUUUAAAAUGUAUGUUAUUAUGAGUUAUAAUCAACCUUAUUCUUCAGAAGCUCAGACACUUACCACCAUGGUACCAUCCACUUUCACUGAUGGUUUUGGUGCCA
Myzus persicae (green peach aphid) is the source of this 593-nucleotide messenger RNA. RefSeq lists its product as uncharacterized. The transcript is spliced from 3 exons. NCBI's taxonomy places the organism in Eukaryota, Metazoa, Arthropoda, Insecta, Hemiptera, Aphididae. The coding region runs from base 1 to 471 and encodes 156 amino acids. The record is from RefSeq and is a predicted model, not a curated record.